AUGGUGCGUCGCCACGGUCUUGGCUGCCGCCAGGCGACCAUGCUCUCACCACUUUCUCGAUUACUCGUCGUCGUCGUCGUCGUCCCGUUACUCCUUCUUCAUUUUGGAGUUCAGUGCGGACGGGCAGCCCCUUCCCAAGCCUCGCCGCAUGAUGUCCGUCAGGGGGGAGCUUCUCAGCAAUCUGCAGCAGUAACAUUCGGGAGUGGGGUCAUGGGAACGACGACGGCAGGCUCUACACAAAAUCCGUCGAUCCUACACCUCGCAAGCGUGCAAGAUCAUGCGGCCAUGGACCCCGACCUCUCCGAGCUGAACAAGCUCAUGCAAGACUGCGGCGCAACAUUCUACCUCGAGCAGACUCGAGAUAUGACAAUGUUUAUGCCAACGAAUUCCGCUAUCAAGGCUCUGUUGCCGAUCGAUCUUCACCAACUGCCGUGGGAAGUGAAAUGGAGACUCCUUCAGUACCAUAUCGUUCCGCAGGAAAUUAUCAACGUUGAGGAUAUUCCUUUGGAUACGUCAAAGUCUUUCAGUACAUGGGAAGGCAGCACGAUCAAAAUCACUCACAAACGACGCGCAGCCAACUCCAAUUUGCGGGGCCAGUCUGCCUCGUCAGCUCCCGCUUUGUACCUGGUGAACGAUAUCAGCACUGUCGUCAGCGACCCUCCACGAAUCGAGAACUUCAAUGGAGCGUCUUACAAGAUCGACCGCGUGAUCAUCCCUCCUGAUAUGGACCUCAGAUCAGUUGAAGCGGCACCAGUGGAGAACCGCCAGAACCCCGAAGUAAGACAUCAGGAGCCGAGAGAACAGAAGCGCGGACAUGGAAACGCCACCAACCGCCCCACGCCCACAAAUCGCCCUGCAGCGAAGAAUAGAACGGGCAGAGACGAAGACGGGAAUGACAACUCCCGAGCUCCUGCAACUCAUGGGGGGCGUCAGCAGCGCCAUCAGAAGCCACAGGCAGGAGGGGAAGAAGACGGUGUAGAGAAGACGCUGCAGAACUUAACUCCCGUUGGACACAACAGCCAGACUCCCGUUGGAAAUGGAGCUCAGGCACCAGACUUUUUGCAAAAUAUCAACAAACAACACGCACGCUGGAAUCAAGAUCUCUACCUCGGGACGCGAAUCAUCGGUGACGCCGAGAACACGGCGACCGAAGCGAUGAAGCCUUCUACUGGAAUCUUCUCUCCGUCGACAAUCAGUGCCUUGGGCCUUCCAACCCUCCGAUCUUCUUCAGCCGGCUCCAUCGCACGAUCACCAGCGGCCAUCUCAACCCUGGCUAUUGAAGAGGAGCAAUUCCCAGAUUAUCCGCCGAAUAGCAUUCAAUACAACCAGAAUGGGCCUCGACCGACGCAGUUCGGCGUCCCGCUUUCACCUGAAGCUGACGGGGCCGGCAUCGUGCUUCCGCCCCAUCCAUUCGAGUCUCUUUUAGUCGGUAAUGCCCCCCAAAAACCUAAGCAAGCAGAAGGCGACGAAGUUUUGACAGCGGCGAAUAAUAGUGCCGGUCAGCCAUUGCCAAGUGGCAAGAAAACAGAGGACUACAGACACGUAGAGCGAACACCAGAAGACAGGGAGCACCACCUGGAGUCGCCUAAACAGACUGACGCCCGUGGAGCGACUUCCUCGUCUACGCUUUUCCUAGGAGAAAACUCAGACCAAACUGCGGAUAUAUCUGGAAGCCUUUUUUCUACUGCUGAUACAAUCCAAUUCGAUCCGCAUGUUGUGUCGCCGUCGAUUGCCGCCUUGGGGCUCGCUGACGGUCUGCUACCCGUCGAAGAGCUUCUCACACACUUUUGGAGCAAACCCGUCAGCACGAAACCCAGCGAAACCCAAGGCACCUCUGCAGAAGAGGAUGCCAGCGCAAACGGAGGGCGAGGAGAGUUUAGAGAGAGCUCCACACAAGGCCGGCAUCAGAAAAGCGCCUGGGGCGCUCAAACUCGCCCUGGUCCUCUAGGCGACCUCGCACAUCUCGUAGCUCUGCCUGGCGAGUAUGCCCACGCGUAA
This is a messenger RNA of Besnoitia besnoiti, 1998 nucleotides long. Its product is annotated as fasciclin domain-containing protein. The coding region runs from base 1 to 1998 and encodes 665 amino acids. The record is from RefSeq and is a predicted model, not a curated record. The transcript has 6 exons. NCBI's taxonomy places the organism in Eukaryota, Apicomplexa, Conoidasida, Eucoccidiorida, Sarcocystidae.